AUGGCGCGCACAGUGCUGGGAGGCGGCGUGCUGCUUUGCGCGCUCAGCGUCGUGUUACAGACGCGCGCGCUUACCUUACUGCCGCACGACGUGCGUCCUGGCCAUGCCGUCAGACACUUUGUGGGCAACCACUCAAGAUACACGCUUCUAGAUCCAGAGUACGCGCCCUACUUUACUCUCCUCGAUGAUGGCCUACUCAUGACUACAGCUGAUUUAACGCCGCUUCUCAAUCAACCUGUCAAUUUGGCCAUACUUGAGCAAACUCCUUAUAGUAGUGCAGCCCACGCCAUUCAUCUCCUAGUUAUGGACCGACGUCAAAUGUUACAGUUUACGCCGGGUUUACUAAUAGGAGGACUCUUUGAAAACGCCCCACCGGGAACUAUAGUUGACAUUCUACCAAUUAGGGCUACGGCUCUUGUCGAUGUGGGUCCACUAGCAUACAAAAUCAUCAAGGGAAAUGAAAAUUCUGUAUUUUCUCUAAAACAGAAAGGAAAAUCAGACACGAAUUCAGAAGUAAAGUCUGUUGUAACGGAUGGUGACGUGGAAAUCGUAGCAAAUAAACCAUUAGAUGCUGAGACGAAAAGCUGCUACGAACUUGUCAUUCAAGCUACGGACCUUCACGGAGUGAAUAAGGCUAAUCUUAAAGUAAGAGUAGACGUAGGUAACGAAAAUGAUCAUGAGCCACGUUUUGAGCAAGAUGUUUAUUAUUUUAUUGUAAAUGGAACUGCUGAUGAAAAUGGUCCUAAUGGUACUGCACACUGGCCAAGAUUUUCAACUAUUGGUCAAGUGCAAGCUACCGAUGCAGAUGGUGAUCGAGUAUACUAUUCAUUACAAACCCCUAGUAAUUUGGUAGUAAUAGUACCACAGACUGGAGAACUAAUAUUAGCCGGUGAACCAGAUACCCGUGAAGUGGAGUUGAGUGUGAUUGCUCAUGACACAGGCUUCCCCCAGCUUAAAAGUCGCCUUGCAAAAGUUUUCCUAGGGUUUAUAGUUCGUGACCAAAGAGAUUUACCAGUUCUACAUCGUGAAAAGCGUCGUGUGACAAGAGCUGUUAGACCGACGAAGAGGAUUGAAUUUACUGAAGCCGAUGGUGAAGUAGAGGGACGUGCCGUUUUUACGUUAGAAAAAGAAACCGACCGCGAGACUUUCAAAAUUAGGGACGAAAAUCCGUGGGUUACCGUGGAACCAAGUGGUGUAGUGAAAGUUAAAAAGAAGUGGGACUAUGAGGAACUCGGACCUGAGAAGACCAUCGACUUUUGGGUGACCAUCACCAACGCGGGAAAUGGAGAUACGGACAAUCAGCGAGUGAUAAUCCACGUGAAGGAUGUGAACGAUGAGCCUCCUUACUUCAUCAACCGUCCCUUACCGAUGCAGACUGUUGUGCAGCUCAACGCUGCUCCAAACACCCCUGUCUUCACUCUACAAGCUCGCGAUCCUGACACAGACCACAACAUCCAUUACUUUAUCGUCAGAGACAGAACUGGAGGAAGGUUCGAGGUAGAUGAGCGGUCUGGUGUCGUGAGGACACGAGGAACCGAUCCCUUUCAACUGGAUAUGGAAUACGUACUAUACGUCAAGGCUGAAGAUCAGAAUGGCCGUGUCGAUGAGCGAAGAUUCCAGUCAACUCCUGAGGAGCGGCUUAGUAUUGUGGGCGGCAAACGAGCUCCCCAGUUCUACCUGCCUAGCUACGAAGCCGAAAUUGCUGAAAACCAGAAGAAGGAUUCUGAUAUCAUCUCAGUAAAGGCCAAGUCUUUCGCUGAUCGCGAGAUUCGCUACACAUUGAAGGCUCAAGGUCAGGGCGCUGGUACCUUUAACAUUGGACCUACAUCAGGAAUCGUGAAGCUCGCCAAAGAACUGGACUUCGAAGACUUGAGACAACCACACGUGUACUCUCUUGUGGUGACUGCUACCGAAGAUUCUGGAGGUUUCUCUACUUCUGUUGAGCUAACGAUUCGCGUGACAGACGUAAACGAUAACGCGCCAAAGUUCGAGUUACCCGACUACCAAGCGCACAACGUCGACGAAGACAUUCCAUUAGGAACCAGCAUACUCAAAGUCAAAGCAAUGGACGCUGACUCCGGGAAAAAUGCCGAAAUCGAGUAUUUAGUUUCAGACGAUCACUUCAGUGUGGAUUCGAACGGCAUCAUCACCAACAACAAGCAACUGGACGCAGACAACAAUAACGCUUACUAUGAGUUUGUGGUCACAGCCAAAGACAAGGGAGAACCAGCUAAAACCGGAACAGCAACUGUCCGAGUUUAUACCAAGAAUAAGAACGACGAGGAACCUAAAUUCUCUCAACAAGUAUACACUCCCAAUGUGGAUGAAAAUGCUGGACCUAACACGCUGGUCACGACUGUAGUAGCUUCUGAUAAAGAUGGUGACAACGUACGCUUUGGCUUCGUCGGCGGCGGCACCAGCUCCGGCCAGUUCGUAAUCGAAGAAAUCACUGGUGUCAUCCGACUACACAACAAGGCCAUAUCACUUGAUAGAGAUAAAUACGAACUUAAUGUAACCGCUAUGGACGACGGCGCAUGCUGCGUCAACGGCGAUGCAACAAUUCACACCUCUACAGCUGUUGUAGUCGUAUUUAUAACAGAUGUAAACGAUAACAAACCAAUAUUCAAAGACUGUCCAACUUACUUCCCUAAAGUGGAAGAGGGCGCUCCAAACGGCAGUCCUGUUAUAAAAGUCCACGCCACAGACGAAGAUAAAGGCGUUAACGGUCAAGUAAAAUAUUCUAUAGUACAACAACCAAAUCAGAAAGGCACCAAAUUCACUGUGGAUGAAGAAACUGGUGAAGUGUCCACUAAUAAAGUGUUCGAUCGAGAAGGCGAUGAUGGUAAAUUCGUAUCAGUGACGGUAAAGGCAACGGAUCAAGGAGAGCCUUCCUUAGAAGGUGUUUGCUCAUUCACUGUUGAGAUCACCGAUGUUAACGACAACCCUCCACUGUUCGACCGACAAAAAUAUGUGGAGAACGUAAAACAAGACGCCAGUAUUGGCACAAACAUAUUGCGAGUGUCCGCAUCUGACGAGGACGCCGACAAUAACGGCGCCAUUGUUUAUACUUUGAGCGCGCCCUAUAAUCCUGCUGAUAUUGAGUAUUUUGAGAUCCAGCCCGAAUCGGGUUGGAUCGUUUUAAAGAAGCCUCUCGACCGAGAAACGUACAAGUUGGAGGCUAUGGCUCAAGACAAGGGUUUCCCGCCCUUGUCCAGAACCGUGGAGGUCCAGAUAGACGUAGUGGAUCGCGCGAACAAUCCCCCCGUGUGGGACCACACCGUGUAUGGCCCGAUCUACAUUCGAGAGAAUUUACCCGUGGGUGCCAAAGUGGUGUCCGUGAAAGCAAGUUCGGGUAUUGAGAACAACCCGACCGUGUUUUAUCGGCUCAUGCCCGGCUCCACGGCCCAGACCAACAAAUUCCACACAUUCUAUUUACAACAAAGGGCAGACAACGGAUUUACAUGGGCCGAUAUAAAAGUUAACCACCCACUCGACUACGAGAGUAUCAAGGAGUACAAUCUUACGAUCCGAGUGGAGAACAACGGCGCCCAGCAACUGGCUUCCGAAGCGACGGUGUACAUCAUGCUUGAAGACGUGAACGACGAGAUCCCCCUGUUCACUGAGCGGGAACAAGAGACGGUGCUUGAAGGGGAACCUAUCGGGACCAAGGUGACGCAGGUCAACGCUAUCGACAAGGACGGAACAUUCCCUAAUAACCAGGUGUACUACUACAUAGUGGAUUCUCCGCGGAACGAAGGCAAAGACUUCUUCGAGAUCAGCAUGCAGACUGGUGAAAUCUUCACGAAGGUGGUGUUUGACAGAGAGAAGCAAGGGGCGUACGCGCUGGAGGUGGAGGCCCGCGACGGAGCACCCUCGGCACGGCCCAACUCCGACAACCAACACAACUCAGUAACUAAAUUCAUCCGCAUCGGGAUCGCUGACAAGAAUGACAACCCACCGUAUUUCGACAAAGAGCUGUACGAGGCGGAGGUCGACGAAAAUGAAGACAUCCAACACACCGUACUCACCGUCACCGCCAAAGAUCACGAUGAAUCGUCGCGUAUUCGAUACGAGAUCACGAGCGGGAACAUAGGCGGCGCGUUCGCCGUCAAGAACAUGACUGGCGCCAUCUACGUGGCAGGCGCGCUCGACUACGAAACUAGGAAGCGGUACGAGCUGAAGCUGGCGGCGUCUGACAAUCUGAAGGAGAACUAUACGACUGUGGUGAUCCACGUGAAGGAUGUGAACGACAAUCCGCCUGUGUUCGAGAGGCCCACCUAUCGCACGCAGAUCACUGAAGAAGAUGACCGCAAUCUGCCGAAACGAGUGCUUCAGGUCACUGCCACGGAUGGCGACAAAGACAGACAACAAAAUAUUGUAUAUUUCCUCACCGGUCAGGGCAUCGACCCUGACAAUCCUGCGAAUAGCAAAUUCGACAUCAAUCGUACAACGGGCGAAAUAUUCGUCCUCAAACCUUUGGAUCGCGACCAGCCUAAUGGACGACCGCAAUGGCGAUUCACAGUAUUUGCGCAAGAUGAAGGAGGCGAGGGUCUCGUGGGAUACGCAGAUGUUCAAGUCAAUCUUAAAGACAUUAAUGAUAAUGCUCCAAUUUUCCCUCAAGGCGUAUAUUUCGGUAAUGUCACAGAAAAUGGCACAGCUGGUAUGGUCGUUAUGACUAUGACAGCCAUCGACUAUGAUGAUCCGGCAGAAAGUAAUAACGCGAAACUGUGGUAUUCUAUUGAGAAAAACGUCAUUGAGGAAGAAACCGGCUCACCUAUAUUUGAAAUCGAACCUGAAACUGGUGUCAUAAAAACUGCAGUAUGUUGUCUCGACCGAGAAAGAACACCAGAUUAUUCGAUACAGAUAGUAGCGUCCGACGGUGGGGGUUUGAAAGGAACCGGUACAGCCUCCAUUAGAGUAAAGGACAUUAACGAUAUGCCCCCGCAGUUCACCAAAGACGAAUGGUUCACUGAGGUCGAUGAAACCGAUGGAACUAAUUUACCUGAAAUGCCCAUCUUGACAGUAACUGUUCAUGAUGAGGACGAAACUAAUAAAUUUCAAUAUAAAGUUAUUGAAAAUAGUGGAUAUGGUGCUGAUAAGUUUACUAUGGUUAGAAAUAAUGACGGCACUGGUUCGUUAAAAAUUGUACAGCCUUUAGAUUAUGAAGACCAAUUACAAAGUAAUGGCUUCAGAUUUAGGAUACAAGUUAAUGAUAAAGGAGAAGACAAUGACAACGAUAAAUAUCACGUAGCUUAUUCAUGGGUAGUUGUUAAGCUUAGGGAUAUUAAUGACAAUAAACCUCAAUUUGAAAGAGCUAACAUAGAAGUAUCAGUAUAUGAAAAUGCUGAAGUCGGAAAGAGCUUAGAAACAUUUAAAGCAACUGAUCCAGAUCAAGGAGGAAAAAGCAAAGUAUCGUAUGCUAUCGAUAGAUCCUCAGAUAGGAAGCGUCAGUUUUCGAUUAACCAAGAAGGAACUGUAAGCAUACAACGGUCAUUAGAUCGAGAAGACACUCCCAGGCAUCAAGUUAAAAUUUUAGCAAUUGAUGAUGGAGUACCACCGAGGACUGCAACAGCUACUCUGACAGUAAUUGUUCAAGACAUAAAUGAUAACGCACCUACAUUUUUGAAAGACUAUAGACCUGUUCUGACAGAACAUAUAACACCUAAAAAGGUAGCUGAAAUUUUAGCUACCGAUGAUGAUGACCGAUCAAAAAGUAAUGGACCACCAUUCCAGUUCAGGCUUGACCCUGGUGCAGAUGACAUCAUUCGUGCUUCUUUCAAAGUGGAACAAGACCAGAAAGGUGCUAAUGGUGAUGGUAUGGCUAUAGUGUCAUCAUUACGAUCCUUUGAUAGAGAACAACAGAAGGAAUAUCUUAUUCCCAUUAUUAUUAAAGAUCAUGGAAACCCUGCAAUGACUGGAACAAGCACCUUGACUGUUGUAAUUGGUGAUGUCAAUGAUAACAAAAUGCAACAAGGAUCCAAAGAAAUACUGGUGUACAGUUACCAAGGUCAAGCGCCAGACACGGAAAUUGGUCGAGUUUACGUUUACGAUCUUGAUGACUGGGAUCUUCCAGAUAAAAAGUUCUUCUGGGAAAGUUCAGAACAUCCAAACUUCACAUUAAACGAAGAAACUGGUAUGAUACAAAUGAGACAUAAAACCAGGGAAGGUAGAUAUCAUCUUAAAUUUAAAGUUUAUGAUCGGAAACAUACACAAACAGAUGUGCCUGCAAAUGUUACAGUGUAUGUAAAAGAAAUAUCUCAUGACGCCAUUAUAAAUUCGGGUUCCAUCCGAAUAUCCGGAAUAUCUGAUGAAGAUUUCAUCAGGGUAUGGAAUUAUAAGACUCUUAGCGUGUCAAGGAGCAAAUUAGACAUUUUCAAGGACAAAUUGGCUGACUUGCUCAAUACUGAACGUGAAAAUAUUGAUAUCUUCAGCGUGCAGCUCAGGAAGAAGCACCCUCCAGUCACAGAUAUUCGCUUUUCUGCUCACGGGGCUCACUACUAUAAGCCUAUCCGAUUAAACGGCAUUGUGUUAAUGCAUCGUGAAGAAAUUGAGCGCGCUGUGGGAAUUAACAUCACAAUGGUCGGUAUCGACGAAUGUUUGUAUGAAAACCAAAUGUGUGAAGGGUCCUGUACUAACGUUUUGGAUAUCAGUAAUUUGCCUUAUAUGGUUAAUGCAAACAAAACAGCUCUCGUUGGUGUCCGAGUUGACGUAAUCGCUGAGUGCACAUGUGGUGCCCGAAACUUCACGCAAGCAGAAACUUGCCGUAAUUCUCCUUGUUACAACGGAGGCAGGUGUAUAGAAGGCAAAUAUGGAUUAACCUGUUCCUGUCCUCCUGGGUACACAGGACCAAGAUGUCAACAAACAUCCAGGAGCUUUAGAGGCACUGGCUGGGCCUGGUAUCCUGCCCUGGAAAUGUGUGACAGUUCACAUUUGAGCUUCGAGUUUAUCACGAGAAAGUCGGAAGGUGUAUUAUUAUACAAUGGACCAAUUGUACCACCCGAGCCUGAAGAAAUAAUGGUAUCUGAUUUCAUAUCGGUGGAAUUAGAAAGGGGUAAUCCAAGACUUCUUAUUGAUUUUGGAUCCGGUACUCUAGAAUUAAGAGUGAAAACAAAGAAAUCCCUGGAUGAUGGCGAAUGGCACAGAAUAGACAUAUUCUGGGAUACAGAAAACGUCAGAAUGAUCGUGGAUUUCUGUAAAUCUGCUGACAUUCAAGAAAUGGAAGAUGGAACUCCACCAGAAUUCGAUGACUCCACUUGCCAAGCUUCUGGAACCAUACCUCCAUUCAAUGAAUAUCUAAAUGUAAAUGCACCGCUACAAAUUGGUGGUUUAUACAUAGAGCAUUUUGAUCCGACCCACUAUCAUUGGCAAUACAUGCCUAUAGGCAAAGGUUUUGACGGGUGCAUACGAAACUUAAUCCACAACAGCAAGUUGUACGAUUUAGCGCAUCCUGGCUUAUCUCGAAAUUCCGUGGCCGGUUGUCCUCAAACUGACGAAAUAUGUAAUCAAGCAGACACUACUUCACGGUGCUGGGAGCACGGCACCUGUGUCGGAAGUUUCUCCGAAGCCCGGUGUCAGUGUCAGCCUGGUUGGACGGGACCUUCAUGUAACUUACCAACUACGCCUACCAGCUUCCGGCCUCAGAGUUAUGUGAAAUUCGCUUUAAGUUUUGAACCAGACAGGUUUAGUACACAAAUUCAACUGCGGUUUAGAACUCGCGAACCUCACGGUGAACUUUUUAGAGUGAGUGACCAACACAAUCGAGAGUACGGUAUACUUGAAGUGAAAGAAUCACGAUUACAUUUCCGUUACAACCUGAAUUCACUUCGUACUGAAGAGCGUGACGUGUGGCUAAACUCUGUGGCGGUGGAUGACGGCCAGUGGCACAUAGCGCGUGUGAGCCGGUACGGAAGCGCUGCGAUGCUUGAAAUAGAUGGCGGCGAGGGAAGAAGAUAUAACGAGACAUUCUACUUUGAGGGCCACCAGUGGUUGUUGGUGGAUAAGCAGGAAGGAGUGUAUGCUGGUGGCAAGGCUGAAUAUACCGGCGUUAGAACUUUUGAAGUUUAUGCCGACUUCCAGAAGGGUUGUCUAGAUGACAUUAGGUUGGAAGGCAAGCACUUACCACUACCGCCGGCGAUGAAUGGCACGCAGUGGGGACAGGCGACGAUGGCUAGGAACUUGGACCGGAACUGCCCGUCCAACAGCCCGUGUAUCAACGUGCACUGCACCGAGCCCUUCGUGUGCGUCGAUCUCUGGAACGAAUAUGAAUGCACUUGCGGUGAGGGUUUGGUAUUGUCUCCGGACGGCAAGGGAUGUGUAGACAAGAACGAGUGUCUGUACUUCCCGUGCCGCAAUGGCGGCUCGUGCGUGAACCGCGAGCCUGGCUACCGCUGCCACUGCCCCGAAGGGUUCUGGGGCGAGAACUGCGAACUCGUACAAGAAGGCCGCACGCUCAAGCUCAGCAUGGGCGCGCUCGCGGCGAUCCUCGUCUGCCUCCUCAUUAUUAUGAGUGAGCACUAA
Spodoptera littoralis (African cotton leafworm) is the source of this 8517-nucleotide messenger RNA. NCBI's taxonomy places the organism in Eukaryota, Metazoa, Arthropoda, Insecta, Lepidoptera, Noctuidae. The record is from the annotation of a GenBank genome assembly.